This is a messenger RNA of Nestor notabilis (Kea), 2419 nucleotides long. It is a transcript of the gene TFRC, whose product is annotated as transferrin receptor. NCBI's taxonomy places the organism in Eukaryota, Metazoa, Chordata, Aves, Psittaciformes, Psittacidae. The coding region runs from base 32 to 2359 and encodes 775 amino acids. The record is from RefSeq and is a predicted model, not a curated record. The transcript is spliced from 18 exons. Gene Ontology annotation, cellular component: external side of plasma membrane. Gene Ontology annotation, biological process: intracellular iron ion homeostasis; transferrin transport. Gene Ontology annotation, molecular function: transferrin receptor activity.
GUCAAGUUGGUGGGUACUCUUCCAGAAGGCAAUGGACCAUGCCAGAGCAGCAAUCUCUAACUUGUUUGGCGGCGAGCCGAUGUCAUACACGCGUUUCAGCAUUGCGCGGCAAACAGAUGGAGACAACAGCCAUGUGGAGAUGAAGCUGUCUGCUGAUGAUGAGGAAGGAGGGGAAAUUGGGAGACAAGAGCACGUGCAUGCCAGCAUGCCUCCACGGAGGAGUGGCAAGAACCUCUGCUUCCUAGUCAUUGCAGCUCUCCUCCUCCUUCUGAUUGGGUUUCUGAUUGGCUACUUGAGUUACCGUGGACGAAUGCAGAAGGCUAGCAGGUGUCUGGAUGGAAGUGGCAAGUGUGAGAUGACUCCUACUGCAUCUUACUUAACGGAGGAUGAAACUGAGGAAGAAGAGGUUCCUGGAUCACCUGUCUUAUACUGGCCUGAGCUCAGAGCCCUGUUGUCAGAAAAGCUGUCAGCCAAACAUCUUGAGGACAGCUUGAGGCAAAGAGCAAACAAGGACUCUUUUGAAGCUGGACAAAUUGAAGAUGAGAAAACUGCCAGUUACAUUCAUGACCAGCUUAAUAGCUUCCAUUUGGAUGAGGUCUGGAAUGAUGAGCACUACAUUAAGCUGCAGGUCAAAGGCAGUAGCAACAACAGAGUGUCUAUUCUGCAAAAUGGUAAAGAGGAGGAACUGGAGAGUCCCAGUGCAUACGUGGCAUACAGCAAGACUGGCUCAGUUGUUGGCAAACCAGUUCAUGUGAACUAUGGACUGAAAGCUGAUUUUCAGAAGAUGGAGAAGCUGGGUGUUACACUGAAUGGAACUAUACUCAUCUUCAGAGCUGGAAAAAUAACCCUUGCUGAGAAGGUUGCAAAUGCCCAAGAGGCAGGAGCAGUUGGUGUCCUGGUGUACCUGGAUCCCUACGAUUACAAGAACACAGAUGCACUUGUCCCCUUUGGACAUGCCCACCUUGGAACUGGAGACCCUUUCACCCCAGGCUUCCCUUCUUUCAAUCACACCCAGUUCCCACCAGUGGAAUCUUCUGGACUACCUCGCAUCCCUGUUCAGACUAUCUCUAGUCAAGCAGCAGGCAAGCUGUACAGCAAAAUGGAUGGAGACAAAUGCCUGCUGGAGUGGAAAUCUGGGGUCAUGGGAUGCAAGAUGAUGCUGAGCAGCACGACCAACAUGACAGUAAAACUGAGCGUGAACAAUGUUAUGGUGGACCAGAAGAUUCUGAACAUCUUUGGUGCUAUCAAGGGAUUUGAAGAACCAGAUCGAUAUGUUGUGAUUGGAGCCCAGAGAGACUCCUGGGGCCCUGGAGCAGCCAAGGCUGGUGUUGGAACUGCCAUGUUGUUGGAACUUGCCCGUGUGAUCUCAGACAUAGUGAAGAAUGGUGGCUACAAACCAAGACGCAGCAUCAUCUUUGCUAGCUGGAGUGCAGGAGAGUAUGGAGCUGUGGGUGCUACUGAAUGGCUGGAGGGGUACUCUGCAACGCUGCAUGCCAAAGCCUUCACUUACAUUAAUUUGGAUGCUGCAGUUCUAGGCUUCAACCACAUGAGGAUUUCUGCUAGCCCACUGCUGUACACGUUGCUGGAGAGAACUAUGAAGGGGGUGAAGGACCCAACAAAGGAUUCGGGAAGCCUGUAUGACAGAGUUGGCUCUGACUGGGUGAAAACAGUUGUUCCCCUUGGUCUGGAUAAUGCUGCAUUCCCUUUCCUGGCCUUCUCAGGAAUCCCAGUGAUUUCCUUUGGUUUCUGCAGUAAAGAUGAGGAAUAUCCCUUCUUGGGCACUACUGAGGACACUGUGGAGAACCUGAAGAUGACUGACAAGUUGUACACUCUUAUGCGUGCUGCUGCAGAAGUUGCUGGACAGAUAGCUCUCAGACUGACCCAUGAUCAUGAGCUUUACCUGGACUUUGAGAGAUACAGUGAAGAAUUGCUAGCAUUCCAGGAGAAGUUUUUGCCCUAUGAUCGGGAUGUGAAGGCUCUGGGGCUGACCUUGAACUGGCUGUUUUUUGCCCGUGGUGACUUCCAGCGAGCUACAGAUACACUGAGACGAGACAUUGCCAACAGUGACAGGGAAAACAAGAUUGUCCGCAGGGCCCUGAAUGACAGGAUUAUGAAGGUGGAAUAUGACUUCCUCUCCCCGUACCUCUCGCCAAAAGAUGCUCCCUUUCGCCACAUCUUCUUCGGCAGAGGCUCCCACACCCUGCAGAGUCUGCUGGAGAACCUGCAGCUGCUGAGAAACAGCAGGGACAGCGUGGACGUGAACGUACUGAAAGAGCAGCUAGCCCUGGCGACCUGGACCAUUAAAGGAGCUGCCAAUGCCUUAGUGGGUGAUAUCUGGGAUACAGACAAUGAAUUCUAGACAUGGCAAACACCUGGGUAAGGUACAGGAUUAGGGAUACCCACUCCCUAACAUGGCAUU